Messenger RNA from Hermetia illucens (black soldier fly), 1511 nucleotides. RefSeq names its product pancreatic triacylglycerol lipase-like. The record is from RefSeq and is a predicted model, not a curated record. Gene Ontology annotation, molecular function: lipase activity. NCBI's taxonomy places the organism in Eukaryota, Metazoa, Arthropoda, Insecta, Diptera, Stratiomyidae. The transcript has 8 exons. Bases 341 to 1429 code for a protein of 362 amino acids.
UUGCGAGCUUUCAAUAGUACUAGUUCCGCGCUCGUCGAAAUCGUUAGUUUACGCGUUGCGCUCUCGACGUGGAAAUCUACACGUUGCGAAUUCUAUACUUACAACUAUUUGUGAUAAACGAAAACAAACGGUCUGGGAAUCACACGUGGAUUUUCAUAUAAAGUUAAUUGCAACGGGUCAAGAGAGUGUUGAAGUGCAAAGUGCGAAAUUGUCAAAAGUAAGACGACUUAAAGAAAUGCGCAUAGUGUGCACUGAAGCGGGUCCAUUCACAAAUAAGUGAAAGUUAAAUAUAGAACCAAUUCCAAUUCGAUUCAAUCGCCCUUGGUGAAGCAUAUUUUAAAUGAUCGAAUUUUUUCAACCAAUUUGCCAGGCAUUUAGUAAAUAUUUUGUGAAUUUGUGCUAUAUUGUGAUAGUAGAAAAACUGAUAAUGCAGAAAUUUCGAACAAAAGCAAGAUCCUUAACAAGCUCUCUAGGAUUUUCCAAAAAACAGGCUGUGAACACAUUCAUUUUUUACCACGGUUCGGAACCUGAUGAUAAAGAAGUAUACGAACUUGCCAAUUCCAACUUAAUUUUACAACAUCCGAAAUUUGACAAUGCCAAAAAAACUUGCAUAUAUAUCCAUGGAUACCUGGAGAGUCCUGAUGUGGAAAGUGUUAAAGUGAUAGUGGAUGCCUACCUACAGAGGAACGAUCACAAUAUUAUAAUAUUAGAUUGGACUGAAGAUGCUGCUGGAAGCUAUCUGUUGAGUGCGAUUAAAAAAAUGAGGCAGUUGGGCACCAUUGUAGCAAACGCCCUCAUUUUGAUGACAGAUGCUGGUCUUAAGCUUGAAAACGUCCACAUUGUGGGGCACUCGUUAGGAGGACAAAUGGCUGGAGUUAUUGGACGUGAAGUGAAAAAUAGAUCUGGUGGGAGCCUUGUUAUAAAGCGGUUAUCGGCUUUAGAUCCAGCCUUUCCUGGCUUCUACCCUGCAAAAGUUUCUAUCGUCAAGCCCAUAAGUAAAGAUGACGCUGAAUUUGUUGACGUUAUUCAUACAGAUGCAUGGUUAUAUGGAGCUCCAAGCAGUACGGGUACCGUAGAUUUUUGGCCAAAUGGAGGACGAACAUUGCAACCCGGUUGUCCCAGACGAAACUUCCGUCCGUUAUCAGAUAAUGAUCUAUCAAGUCAUCGAAGAUCCUGGUGGUUUUGGGCAGAAAGCGUUAUAAAUAGCCAUCCAGAGAAAUUCAAUGCGGUGAAAGCGAAAAGUUGGAGUGAAUUCAAAGCGGGAAAAACUCUGGAAUUCGAACAACAUGUAGUGAUGGGAUUACAUUGUCCUGCAGGGGUAUCAGGCGAUUAUUACUUACAAACCAAUGGUGCAACACCAUUUGCCCGUGGACAGACGGGCGUUGUUUUUAGUAACGAGAGAACAAAAACUGAACAGAACAAAACAUAGGAUUGUUAUGUUAUUUUAUAGUAUUUUUUGUAAUAAUAUAUUGAAAGAUAGAAUAUAAAAUGGGUGGAAUCUAUAGAGGAAA